AAACAACAUUUCGAAUUUGAUUUUGAAACUUGUUGAUACAUGUUCGAGUUAUCAUUAUCUGUAUUAUAUUUGAACCGUCGCGUCGUAUCUCUGAGUACUCAGUGAUUAAGACCACAAACACAAGAAAGCUAAGCAUUUUGAUUAAAACAAAUUAUUAGUGUUCAAUUAACAAUAAACCAGACCCUUGUGCCAAUAACAUUAUCAAGAUGAGUUCGGACGACGAAACUGAACAAGUAUCAUCUGUAAAAGGUAUUCCUGCUACUCUCAUAUGUAUAAAUAUCCACGGCCCUUGUAAAAAGUACUCAGCACAAGUGGCUCAUACAGCUACUUGCAGAUUGAUACGUCAAUACUUGAGAAAUGCCAGGUCUCAACUUGUCGGUGUUUGCGUAUACGGCACUGUAGGAUCCAAUACUUCAGUCCUAGGCAUUCAAACAGUCGAAGAAAUAUUUCCAUUAUCAUCACCGAGUUUAGAUACUUAUAAGAAACUAAGAGAUAUCGAUAUUUCUUCAUUAAAAGAAGCCAAAGAUAUGAUGAUAUCAGAUGUUCUUUGGUACUGUAACAAAUCAUUUGCCAGCUGUAAAAAACAGCUUUCGACUCGCAAUGUAAUAAUGCUGUCGCGGCUUGAUAUUCCACCAGUGGCAACAGAUAUAAAACCAUCACUUAAAAGGGUCGCUGACUUGGUAGAUUCAAAUAUACAAAUAAAUCUUAUUAACAUUUCUAAAUCUGAUUAUGAGGCAGAUCCUUAUUAUACAAACUUUUUAAAACAAGCCACUAAUGAGGAUGAAGUGGAUAUCCCUAAACCCAUUUCAAAUCACUCAGAAGUAGAACAGUUGAUGUACUUGGAGUCACAUCGCAAUUUAGCCAUCGCUCGAUUAAGUUUUGAAAUUGGAGAAGACUUUGCUAUUGGGGUGGGAGUAUACAAUUUAUUGAAGAGUUAUACACAAAUGAAAAAAUCUGAUUUGGAUAGUGAUACCAAUGCUGUACUGACAAGUGUAAAUAAAACCAUGAAAGUCAAAGCUGCAAAUAUAGAUGAGGACAUGGAUGUUGAUGAACAAGAUAGAACUGAAUCAAGACCAGUACCAGUACUUCAGUCAGAAUUGCUUUAUAGCCUUCGGUAUGGUGAUGAAAAUGUAGAAUUUACUGCUGAAGAAAAAAAGAUGCUUGGAAAUCCUUUUGGACCACCUACAUUAAAACUUCUUGGAUUCAAACCUGCCAGUGUUAUGAAAAAAGAGAAAUGGUACCUAAAAUCAAGUUACUUUCUGUUUCCUAAUGAAAGUAUAAUUGAAGGUUCUGUUGUUGCAUUUAAAGCCCUACACCAAGCUUGCAUGGAAAUGAAUACAGUAGCAAUAUGUGUGUUGUGCACUAGGGUUAAUGCCAGACCUUUUAUUGUAGCUUUGUCUCCCACCUCAAGACCUUUUGGUCUAAAUGUGGAUUUAGGAUUUGAUGUCAUUUGCAUACCCUUUAUGGAAAAUGUACGAAAUAUUCCAAUUGUUGAAGAUGAUGAUGAUGAAAAACUAUCAAAAACAGAUAAAGAUAUCAUGAAGGAUAUUAUGAACCAAUUAAAAUUCGAUUAUAAACCAGAUAUGUUCCAAAAUCCGAAAACACAAUCACUAUAUAAUGCCUUAGAAGCAAUUGCUCUGGAAGAUGAAGAUGUAGAGCCCUUUAUUGAUACGACAAAACCAGAUGAAAAGAGGUUUGAAGGACUCCAAGAAGAUUUAUUUCAUGAAGUGUUUGGUCCUUUUACAAUCACCUCUGGACUUCUUAACAAAAAACCUGCAUCAUCAAGAGAUGGGCCAGAAAGCAAAAGGGCAAAACUUUCUGUUGGUUUUGAUGAAGAAUUACUAAAGGAAAGACUUGAAAAUAAUGCAAUAGAAAAUUACACAGUUGCUCAAUUGAAAGAAAUUCUGAGAUAUAAAGAAAUUCCUCACUUACCUGCUUUGACAGGGUUGCGAAAAGUGGAACUUGUUGAUCUAGUUUAUAAAUAUUGUUAAAAUUAAGUGUUGUAGUAGUGAUUCUAAUUUUAUAUUUGUAUUUUUGUAAUUUCAUUUAUUUAAGUACAUUGUUAAAGUGCAUUUCGUUUACAUUAAAGAAACUGUUACAAUGCAUCAUCAUAAUUUAUAAAAAACUAAUAAAAAUAUUUAACUAUGUA
This is a messenger RNA of Spodoptera exigua (beet armyworm), 2149 nucleotides long. The record is from the annotation of a GenBank genome assembly. NCBI's taxonomy places the organism in Eukaryota, Metazoa, Arthropoda, Insecta, Lepidoptera, Noctuidae.